This is a messenger RNA of Caenorhabditis auriculariae, 7630 nucleotides long. NCBI's taxonomy places the organism in Eukaryota, Metazoa, Nematoda, Chromadorea, Rhabditida, Rhabditidae. The record is from the annotation of a GenBank genome assembly.
AUGGACGAAGAUGAGGAUUUAUUCCUCGAUUUCGGAGAACCGACCAAUUCGGGAAACAAUGGAUUCGACGUCGAAAUGAAGGAAGCCGGCGAUUUCAGGCCUUUGGAUGAGACUUUGCGAAAAGAACGGGAAAUCAGCGACCUCGUUCAAGAGUUUUUUCCUUUUUAGGUACCUUCAAAAAAAACUUUUCAGGUACGAAAAGUUGCAGGACGAAAUGGCGGAAGUCGACGAAUUGGCCCGACAGGUUUUCUGAUUUCCGUCGGGAAUCAUGUCCUUGAAUUCUGCAGACCUUUCUCAUCGUUUUUUGCAGAUCAAAAAUGGAAUUCUGAUUUGUCGACAGAUGGAACUUUGCUAUAGUGACCGCAAAAGUAACGCGAAAAACAGCCGGACGAUUGUCAAUUCUUUUGAGGUGGGCCUAGGAGUUCCAGAGGGGUCCCUAUAGUGGUCAGGGGGGAAACAACGCUAUAGGGCCGAGAAAGUGUUCCCUAUAGGGGUUUAGAGUCUCACCCAUUAGUUCCCGAAGCUCAAGUGACCCCUAUAGGGGUCUUUCAGUUUCACUUGAAAAAAAACGCUCAUUUAUUCAGUUUUUCCCGUGGAAAUGCUUCUUCACAAUUAUCGACUAGCAUGUCCCCUAUAGAGACCGCUUUUGCAAGUUUUAGUGGUCCCCAUAGGUGUUGGUAAAGAGGCCCUAAGGGACCCUAACGUUUCCCCUGAAGGGGCCACUCUGGAGUCCCUAAGAAUAUUGAAGCUUUUAUUGAUUUUAUUGAAAAUGGUCCUCGAGGGUUCCAGAUGAUUCUAUAUGAAGGAGGAUCCCGUGAAAAGUGUAAAAACUCGUUUUUACCCGAUUCUGAGUAUUUUGAGCAGAGAUAUGCAAUUUUUAAAGUUUGAAUUGAAAACUGCUUUACGUAGGAUCGCCAGAGUGGUCCCUAAAGGGGUCAGGAAAAAAAACGGGCUCUGUAUGACACAAAAUAGCGUUCCCAUAGGGCUAAAAUUGGGAGGUCCAUAGAGGGUUCAGGAUCAGAGUCACUAUUGCUUAAGUGGUCACUAUAGGGGUUUUAAUUGGUCAUGAUUUGGAAGUCAAAAAGGCUAACAAAACUUGGCCAACAAAGUUAGACCUUUAGGGGCCACUAACUAAAGCCUCUAGAGGGGCCAAUUUUCCUUUCUAAAAUGCUCCCCCGAAAAGGGCAACAGGAUUCUUCCAGCUCCUUCUUUCGCAUCUUCUCCUGCUAAUGGGUCUUUUCAUCGGCUUUUCGAGCAUUUUUCCGUUUUCUUCUGUUUCAGACAUUUUUUCUCUACUGGACAGAACCUUUCUAAGAAUAGAGACCGAAAAAAUAAGUAUUUUUGAACUUUAGAUUUCCUUACGAAAAGUUUCCAUGAUCAUUUGGCUAGACUUUAGCCUGAUGGUACUUUUAUCAUUCUCGGGCAAACUUUGCACUGACCAAUUUUAUCAUUUCUUUUUUUCAUGUACCUUUGUUACGUUCAUUUAUUUACUGUUUCGAAGAGGAUUUAAACAAGAAUAAAAAAAACUUGAAUUGAUGCUUCCUUUAAUGCUAACAAUUUUUAUUUUCUCAUUUAUAGUUUUUCUCUUAGAAUUUUUCUUUUCUUUUUCUUUCAUGAAAAAGUGGUUCUUCCAGAUUAGAUAUCUGUCCAACGGUUCGGCUCUACUUUUAGUCUCAAUAACGAAUGUUACUGACAUUUCGCUCGACGGAUGGAGUUUGUGUGUCACUUGGUUUUCUUCCAACGAGAAUAAAAAUGUUCCUCGAGGUUUGGUUUUCGAGAUUUUAAUAGUUAGAUGCUUGUUGAGAUAAAAUUACAUUACCCAGAGUUUUUAAUUAAUAAAUUUUGAAACCCUUAGAAAAUUGAUUGUAAAUUAAAUAUUUUUUUUUUUAGCUCGCUUUCAACUUUUGAGGAAACUUGUCUAAAACUACGUACUUGAAACCAGCUAAAAAAUCCUAGUGUGGUCGGGUUUUGAAAGUCAAGAUCUUAGCUCUGCACGCAAUGGCAUGAGUUCCUAAGAAAGAACUCGGAAGAAGGCCCGUUUUAAACUGUUUAAAAAACGGUUUACUGUUCCCAAUUUUCUUAAUUUUAUCUACCCCGGAGGGAUGAAAGGCUUGGUCGACCUCGGGGCGACUCGAACCUACGACCUUGCGGACGUUAGAAAUUAGUUAUGCCAGCUGAGCUAUGCCGCCCCGUUCCGAGAGUUUUUUUGAAAUAAAGACGUUUUCACACACAGGUACACUUGAACCAAGUUUUAUCAAAAUUUCAAAAUCCCUCGUGAAGUGAGUCGCUUUUCGAACAAGCAACGUGAACAAAUUUUGAGAAGAAAAAUCAAAAAAAAAAAUUACUUUUUUUUGUGUUAUUUUUCAGCGUAUAACACUUCAGCAGCAUUUAGUGAACCACGCAAAAAAAAAAUUAACUCUCUAGUGGGAAUUUUUGAGAAAAACCUUUUUUUGCGUUUUUUUUAAGCCAAUUAUCAUUUCUAAGAUUCCUUUUUUUACUUUCAAAACAGAUUUUAUAACGUUUUGAAAAGGUAUUUCAUCCAUGUAAGUCGAAAAAAAAAAGUAGUGCCACUUUUAAAAGUCAAAUCAUAGCUCCUGCAAGUCGGAAAUUUAUCGUCAAAAAAAGGAAAAAGAAGUUUGUUGCUUUUUUUUUGGCGUGAUAACAGUACAGAAAUCCAAAAUGAUCAGUCAUUUUUUGCACUUUUCUCAUAAGACCUGCCAAAAAAGAAACAUUGAAGCUUCAAGUCGGCCUUUCCUCCUUGCAAAUUAGCAUUUCAUACAUUUUGUGCGCCUUUAUAUGAAUGCAAUUAUCUUCUUCAGUGUGUUGCUCGCAAACGAUACGAAUCGGAGACCUGCCGGCCGGGUACUCCAAGACUUUUCAGCUUCUCGUCGAAGACGGCGACUUCAGACUCCCUCUCCUCUUCUACCUGACUAUUCUACGGCAAGAAAAUCGUCUCUAACUUGAAUAUUUGAUUUUUCAGAGAAUUCCGUCUCGGAGACGUGAGCAAAGUGUUCCGAAUUCAACUGGAUACACAGGUUUUGACGAUUUGGCAGCAGGUUACGGUUUCGAGUGCCAGCAAGGCUGUAGCGGCUGGAAAUUCGAAGAAAAUUACUCCUGCCGCGCCGAGAUUUUCCGUUUUCGGGGUGGGUUUUUGUUACUUGAGGAGUUUGUUUUAGGAUGAAAACCCAAAGGUUCUAGAAAUUAUUUUUAUUUUCUUGACGUUUCUGAGAGAGAGUAAAGUUCUCUUUUCAACACAUUUUGAUAUUUGGGUGCUCCGAAAGUCUCUGAGAAUAUAUAGUUUCAUGUUUUGAACCUGAAAAGCUGUGAUUACUUUGAAAAGGGGAGAAAUUUCAAAAAGCUGAAUCAUUAAAUUUUUUUGAAGUUUUUUUGAUCCUAAUAUUUUUUUCUUUUUUUGGCAGUUUUUAGUUGUUUUCAUGUCUCGGAAAUACAGAAAAUUCCGAAUUUCCUUGAUUUUUCCAAAAUUUAGGAGAAUCGAUCCGUUUUCCUAGUUGAUUCGCCCAAAAACUUUCGGGAAUUUCGGCAAAACGACUGUAUCAAAAUUGUCAUUUUAAGAUUUUGAAUGAUGUUAUCAAUUUUUUUGUAGCAGCGAUAUGAAAUAUUUCAAAAAACUUAUUUUAUUAUUUCCACAAACUUUGAAUUUUUUAUUUCAGAAAAAAAAAUUAGAUUUAUUUAUCAAUCUGAAGAAAAUUCCUGGAGGGGCCUGGAAAACAAGUAUCUUCAGUUGAAGAGAAACAAUUAUGUGGGAAAUAUACGCUUUCAAUGCAAUCAAAGAAAAGAAAAUUUUGGAAAUUCAUUUUAGUUUAUAGAACUCAAGAAAAUUUCCUGAUAAACCUGACGGCCAUACGUUUCAGUUAUAAAAUUUAAGCAAAUUUUUAGGAACAUUUUCAAUACAAGAUACCUUUAGCUUGAACAGAUAUUGAGCGAUCAAUUUUAUCAUUUUUCAUACUACCAAAAAUGGAUACAAAUAAAUUAAGAGAAUCAAAAUUUAAAAAAAAAACGAUAGGUUUAUGAAAAUUAUUGAUAACUCUACAAAGAGCUGUUAAUUUCUCACUUAUACCCAUUUUACUGAACAAUCUAGAACGAUGCGAUUGAAAUAUUCUCCCUUACAAAAAUCAAUUGUGUUUCUUUUUCUUUCUUGGCUGGCUGCUGCUAUUCAUUCUUCUAUUUCCAAAACAUUUCCGUUCCAAAACUUUCAAGAAACCCGAAAAAAUUCAGAGUUUCGAAAUUCGGCUCCCUCACACGCUGGUCGACCUCCUGUGUGGAUGUCCGGACAUCGUCGAGACGGGCAACGUCUUCAAGGCCAUUCUUCCGACUUCUUGCCAUCCUCAGAUCUCCGCCGACGUCACCGACGUCGAUUGCGUCGUCUGCGUCGGACCCAAAGCCCAGAACUUCCAACUGAAAGUCCUGAGAGAACCCCGACAAUACCUUCUCACGGUCUCCGCCAGAGAUUCUGCCUUCUUGACGAAUCUCCAAUCUCAACUGGAAGUUUUCCUUGUCGUGGAAAUGUCCAAGUUGAAAAAGAGACCAGAGAAAGGCGUCGAAAUCCUUCCCGAUCUCAGUUCUGUACAUGAACUUUUUUCUUCUCUAAUCUCCUCUUUUUGAUCAUUUUCUUCAGAAUUGGGUCAUAUUUGAAAUAAAAAGAGAAUAAAAAAUGAUUGAGAAUAGUCCUGGAAAAAAAUUUUUACCAAAAAAAGGCUUCAAAGUUUAUUUUUUUCUAAAAUUUAUAACUUUUUUUCACGAAACUUUCGUUCAGCGAUUAUAAUAUUGUAGGGAAAAAUAUAAUAGAGACAAUGAGAUUUAUUUUGAUGGGUUGACACUUAAAUUAAUUAUGUUACAGUAAACUUAUUUUUUUGAAGUCGCUCCAGUUUAACAUAUUCUUAUCGUUUUGUGAGAAUUUUUUGUUUUUCAUAUUUUUUUUGAAACGCAGUUUCAGUAGAAAAAAAGACCCUACAUAUCAAAAAUGUAUAAACUUUCAUGUAUGUCUGUAGCACCGAUUCACAUUAAUUUGAGUUAACCAUUCUCCAAAAAUUCUUUUAUGAUUUCCUACCGGAAAUUUUUUUCGCAUUGAAAAUUUAUCGCGUUGCGGCUGCGGAGCUGUUUUUACAUGACGGAAAAUUUAUAGACUUCAUUAUAUUUUUCUCGUCGAAAUCGAACUUUGUGCUAAACCACAGCUUGUUGAUCCAUUCCAAAUGCGACCAAUUAAUUCAAAAAUCAUAAUUUUUGCCAUAUUCAUCACUUCUUGCCCGAAUCCGAUUUCCAUUUUUCACCACUCAGGAAUUUUCUAGCUCCGUUUGUGAUAGUGUUUAGGAAUCCUCAUAGCGUGUCCAUAAAUUGUAGCAUUUAUUGCACAUUUUCUUAUUUUUCUCUCCCGAUAUUUUUCUAUAUUCAUGGUAGGAAAAAUCCGACUUUAUCGUCACUGGUUUUAUCUUUUCUCAAUCACGAGUCGAAAUUUUUUCCUUACUCAUAACAGCUUUACUCGGUGAUAAAUGGAAACCCUUUUUUUUCUCACUUGCUAAUAAAAACUUGAUAACUUUCGUUUUUCUUUUGAAACAAGGAUGAUUGUACCUUCAUCUUUUUAUCUUGGUUUCAAAACUUUAUUGAUUCUACCUGGAUUUUGACUUAUAUCAGAUGCCAAGUGCUUUUGUCGUCGGAGCCACAGGCGCCGUUGGAAGUGAGCUCGUCAAGCUUUUGGCCUCCGCCAGCUAUUUUGACAAGGUUCUAUAUUUUCUUGACUUUUUUUUAAAAUUUUUAUAUUUUUUGAGGUCUCCAUCCUCGCCCGGAGAAACGUCGACGGAGCUACAGCCGAAAAAUUUGUUCGUUUUUCAAGAAUUUCAAAAUCAAAACUUGUUAUUCAGGAACAGAAAACGGUCAACUUCGACGAACUGGAAAAGAGUGGAGACUCCUUUGAAGGCAUCGAUGUCGGAUUCUGCGCCUUGGGAACUACCAGAGCCAAGUCUGGAGCUGUGGGACCUCAAUUCCGAAGUUUUAUUCAAUCAAUGAUUUUCAGGACGGAUUCGUGAAGGUGGACCACGAUUAUGUUGUUAACACUGCGAAAUUAGCUAAGGAACAUGGCGUCAAGCAAUUUGUUCUCAUCUCGUCGGCUGGCGCUAACGAAUGCUCUCCAUUUUUGUACCCGAAGACCAAGGUUUUGAUAUUGAAGCUUUGAAAAUGACCAAAAAAAAAUUGAGCACAAAAAGCGCUUCAAAAUUGAACAGAAUAAUCUUGAUAGGAUUCUCACAAGGAAGGAAAUUUCACUUUGCGGUUGGGAAUUCAACGAAAAUUUGCCAGAACACUCUUUGAUGUAGAAAAUCAAGGUCCUGUAAGUCUCAACUUGGACGAAUUUCUAGUUUUUGAAAAAAGACGUUUCCAAGACUCUCGAAAUCAAUUGAAAAGGUUUUUUCAUGAUUUCAUCAUUUCUCGAAAACUGGGAAGUUUUGUAGGUUUUUUUUCAAGAGCUUCACUUGUUACACCAAGAAAUUUUCUGGCCAAUUUUCAAGAAAUUUCUAACCGCCAAGUAAAAUAAGUGCCUAAAGAUUUUAGUACAUGGAUAGAACUUCAUUAACGUGAUUUUUAUGAUAAAUAUAUAUAUUUUUCUAGAUUUUAUCUCUAAUUUUUCCUCUCCCCUUUCAACUUGAAAUCGUCGACUCAUCCUUUUCUUAGUUACAUAAAGAGAAAGGCGAUUUCAUUCUAUGACUAAAUACACUUGUGUUGUGCCCGCAGGUGGCCAGUGAAGACGUUGUAGUAGAAGAUUUAUUAGUAACAAGAAACUAGACUAUGCUAGCCCUUUUACAAUAACAAACAAGGUGUUAUAUAGUGCUGAGGGAAGAGAUCCCGAAGAUUAUGGAAUGUUCCGGAAUAAAGGUGGAGUUUAGAUAGUAUUUAGAUUAGAGUAAAAGAUGGAACAUUCCAGAGUUUUAGAGAUCUGUCCCGGAAGCAUUAGAACAUUCGAGAACAAUGUGGAACCUUCUAGAAAGGUAGAGAACAAAUGAGAAGAUUGUGGAACUUUCUAGAAGGGAAACCUUUACACAUGAUCCCUAUGACGUAAUGAGACUAGAAAUGUAUGGAAAACUAUAGAACAUUCUAGAAUCAGCUUAAUAUAAGCGUUAUGCUCCAACAACUUGCUUUUUUUCUCAUUUGAAAUGUUUCUCGAGUCAAAAAUUCAAAAAAGCCUUCUCCAUAGAAAAAUCCUUCCAGAACUUGAAUUUUCAACAUUUUCAAACUGCAGGGUCAAGUUGAAAAGGAGAUAGCUGAAAUCGGAUUCGAAAAGUUGGUCAUCAUCAGGCCUGGACUGAUCGAAGCUCCACGACCUGGUUUUUUCUUCCAAUUUUUUCCUUAAUGAAAACCGGAGACUUUAGAAACCCGCGUUAUGGAAUCUAUCGCUAAAUUUGUGAUAAAACCCUUCAAACUGGUAUCGGAUAGCUUAGCCUCAUCGGCCACUGAGAUCGCCAAGGUGAUUUUCUUCUAAAAGCUUUUUGGAAGACCUUCUUUUCAGACAAUGAUUGUGGCUGCGAUCAGUGAUGAAGUCAAGGACAAAGCCAUUUGGAACAAUGCCAAGAUCAUCGCCAGCGCGAAGAAAUUCGACAAUAACGAAUUUCCCGGCGCUAAUUGA